AAUGUAUGUGAAGUCAAUCUGACCUAUCAGCUAACCAACAUCUUCCAAACUGGAAACCACUUGUUCCAGUACGAUAGUUGUCAUGUGGACACCUCGGGGAGCAGCAUAUCAUCUGGUAUUGUAAACUUCAACACCCGUUCAGGGGAUACCUGGGAUGUCAUUAGUGCCUAUCACGAUGCAAAAAAUGAGAUAAAUGAUUUUUCCAUAUAUGGCAAUGCCUUGCAAGAAAAGGCUGCAUCAAACAGUGGUUCAAUAUCUGGUCUUGAGGGAUUCUGUGACGCGUGGAAGGCAUCCGUCAAAGAUGUCUUGUUUAGAAAUGCGCAGGAUCUUCUCUUUAACAACUUGUAUGUGCUCCCGUCUCAACUUGAAGCCAAUAAGCUUGGUAUCCAGCAUUCUGUCAGUAUGGCAGCCUUGUAUGACACUGGUGUGUCACUUGGGGCA
This is a messenger RNA of Kickxella alabastrina, 441 nucleotides long. RefSeq lists its product as uncharacterized. The annotation marks the transcript as partial. Gene Ontology annotation, biological process: carbohydrate metabolic process. Gene Ontology annotation, molecular function: chitosanase activity. NCBI's taxonomy places the organism in Eukaryota, Fungi, Kickxellomycota, Kickxellomycetes, Kickxellales, Kickxellaceae. The transcript has a single exon. Gene Ontology annotation, cellular component: extracellular region. The record is from RefSeq and is a predicted model, not a curated record.